Agelaius phoeniceus (red-winged blackbird) is the source of this 1403-nucleotide messenger RNA. It is a transcript of the gene TFAP2A, whose product is annotated as transcription factor AP-2 alpha. Gene Ontology annotation, molecular function: DNA-binding transcription factor activity, RNA polymerase II-specific; RNA polymerase II transcription regulatory region sequence-specific DNA binding. Lineage: Eukaryota; Metazoa; Chordata; Aves; Passeriformes; Icteridae. Gene Ontology annotation, biological process: anatomical structure development; regulation of cell population proliferation; regulation of transcription by RNA polymerase II. The record is from RefSeq and is a predicted model, not a curated record. Gene Ontology annotation, cellular component: nucleus.
AUGAAAAUGCUUUGGAAACUGACGGAUAAUAUCAAGUAUGAGGAAUGUGAGGAGCGCCACGACAGUACCAGCAACGGGACAGCCCGGUUACCCCAGCUGGGGACCGUGGGUCAGUCUCCCUACACCAGCGCCCCACCGCUCUCGCACACCCCCAACGCCGACUUCCAGCCCCCCUACUUCCCCCCCCCUUACCAGCCCAUCUACCCCCAGUCUCAGGACCCCUACUCCCACGUGAACGACCCGUACAGCCUCAACCCCCUCCACGCCCAGCCACAGCCCCAGCACCCAGGAUGGCCGGGACAGAGGCAGAGCCAGGAGACGGGGCUGCUCCACACGCACCGGGGUUUGCCCCACCAGCUCUCGGGGCUCGACCCGCGCAGGGACUACCGGCGGCACGACGACCUGCUGCACGCCCCGCACGGGCUGGGCUCGGGGCUGGCCGACCUGCCCCUCCACUCCAUCCCCCACGCCAUCGAGGACGUGCCGCACGUAGAAGACCCCGGUAUUAACAUCCCAGAUCAAACUGUAAUUAAGAAAGGCCCCGUGUCCCUCUCCAAGUCUAACAACAACGCCGUCUCCUCCAUCCCCAUCAACAAGGACGCGCUCUUCGGCGGGGUGGUGAACCCCAACGAGGUCUUCUGCUCGGUGCCGGGCCGCCUCUCGCUGCUCAGCUCCACCUCCAAGUACAAGGUCACGGUGGCGGAAGUGCAGAGACGCCUGUCGCCGCCCGAGUGCCUCAACGCCUCCCUGCUGGGCGGAGUGCUCCGGAGGGCAAAGUCUAAAAAUGGAGGGAGAUCUCUGAGGGAGAAACUGGACAAAAUAGGACUAAACCUGCCAGCCGGGAGGCGUAAAGCUGCUAACGUUACCUUGCUCACAUCGCUCGUGGAGGGAGAAGCAGUACAUCUAGCUAGAGAUUUUGGGUACGUUUGUGAGACAGAAUUUCCUGCCAAAGCAGUAGCUGAAUUUCUCAACCGACAACAUUCCGAUCCAAACGAGCAAGUCACAAGAAAAAACAUGCUUCUAGCUACAAAACAGAUCUGUAAAGAGUUCACCGACCUGCUGGCUCAGGACCGAUCUCCCCUGGGGAACUCGCGGCCCAACCCCAUUUUGGAGCCGGGCAUCCAGAGCUGCCUGACCCACUUCAACCUCAUCUCGCACGGCUUUGGGAGCCCGGCGGUGUGUGCUGCCGUCACCGCCCUGCAGAACUAUCUCACCGAGGCACUCAAGGCCAUGGACAAAAUGUACCUCAGCAACAACCCCAACAGCCACACAGACAACAGCACCAAAAGCGGCGACAAAGAGGAGAAGCACCGAAAGUGAGGAUCCCCCCCACACACGCUCCUCUCCCUUCCCCCUCAUAGCCCAUCGAUCCAUUCAUGUCCCUCCUCCCUCUCCCGGGCACC